Equus quagga is the source of this 3922-nucleotide messenger RNA. RefSeq names its product tuftelin-interacting protein 11. Gene Ontology annotation, molecular function: nucleic acid binding. The transcript is spliced from 12 exons. The record is from RefSeq and is a predicted model, not a curated record. Gene Ontology annotation, biological process: spliceosomal complex disassembly. NCBI's taxonomy places the organism in Eukaryota, Metazoa, Chordata, Mammalia, Perissodactyla, Equidae. Gene Ontology annotation, cellular component: U2-type post-mRNA release spliceosomal complex. Bases 956 to 3133 code for a protein of 725 amino acids.
GAGACGCGCGCCGGUGGGAGUCGGGGCGAGGGCUGGGCGAAGGCGGCCUCGGUCUCGCCGUGCGGCUUCCACGGCAGACGGCUCUGCCUAGGCCAGGGGAGGCCGGGCGGCUCGGGGUCGCCGGGAGUCGGGGCCUGGGUCGAGUGGGCAAGCGGGCCUCCACCGCGAGGCGUGCACGACAGAGUGGAGACGCCGAGCCGGGGCCUCGGGCCCACCUGGUGUCGAGGCCUGCCCGCGGAGGACCUAGGGCAAGCUGUGUAACCGCGCUGGGCUCGUGUUUCCUAUCUGAAGCCCAUAGGGAAACGCUCAUGGGACCUACCUCGUGGAAGUGUCUUGAUGAAGCGUCCAGCCAGUGCUGAGCAUCUACCGAGGGCUCUCUAACUCGUGAGAACUCUGCAAUUACUGCCAGGCCCUGUGCCCAAGGAGGCAGCGGCAUUGCUGACUCCCAUGUACCCGGGACCCCCCCUCCCCCAGGACAUUUCCCUCCUCUGCACUCUUGGGGGAGUGUGGGUCCCACAGCACCCCACUAGUGCACCCCUGAGUAACAUAAGCGGGGACGACUUUCUAACAGAGCUGACCGGAGCUUGCCACCGCCUGUGGAAGUAGCAAGCUACCUGUUCCUGAAGGGUGCUUGCAGCAACCGGUAGACCCGUCAGUGUCACAUAUUGAAUGUAUUUCCGGGUAGUGCCCCAUGCUUGGCACCUCGUGUGUAUUGAGUACUCAUACAUUGAGUACCUGGUAGAGUUGGGAUUUGAACUCAGGCUGUGAUUUUAGUACCUGAUUUCACAACCACUUUACUAGGUUCACUCCGUAAUCCAAUAAUAGUGAUGAUGCUGAUCCUAAUCAUGAGACUCCAGUAACAGCUGUUGUUCCCUGAGCUCUUAUUCUGAGCUAAGUGUUUUCUAAGCACCGUCUCACUGAAUCUGUCUUACAGGCAUUCUCAAAGUGACUGGCCAUGUCGCUGUCCCACUUGUACCGGGACGGGGAAGGCCGCAUGGAUGAUGACGACGACGAGCGGGAGAACUUCGAGAUCACCGACUGGGAUCUCCAGAAUGAAUUCAACCCCAACCGGCAGCGCCACUGGCAGACCAAGGAAGAGGCCACCUACGGAGUGUGGGCAGAGCGAGACUCAGAUGAAGAGAGGCCCAGCUUUGGAGGCAAACGGGCCCGUGACUACUCAGCGCCAGUCAACUUCAUCAGCGCAGGGCUCAAGAAGGGGGCAGCAGAGGAGGCGGAGCUGGAAGAUUCCGAUGAUGAAGAGAAGCCUGUUAAGCAGGAUGACUUUCCUAAGGAUUAUGGACCCAAGAAGUUAAAAACGGGAGGGAAUUUUAAACCCAGCCAGAAAGGCUUUGCUGGCGGAACCAAGUCUUUCAUGGAUUUUGGCAGCUGGGAGAGACACACAAAAGGAAUUGGACAGAAGCUUCUCCAGAAGAUGGGCUAUGUCCCCGGGAGGGGCCUCGGGAAGAACGCUCAAGGUAUCAUCAACCCGAUCGAAGCCAAGCAGAGAAAGGGCAAAGGCGCUGUGGGGGCCUACGGCUCCGAGCGCACCCCCCAGGCCCUGCAGGACUUCCCCGUGGUCGACUCAGAGGAGGAGGCCGAGGAGGAGUUUCAGAAGGAGCUGAGCCAGUGGAGGAAAGACCCCAGCGGAAGCAAGAAGAAGCCCAAAUACUCUUACAAGACCGUGGAAGAGCUGAAGGCCAAGGGCCGGGUUAGCAAGAAGCUCACCGCCCCCCAGAAGGAGCUUUCUCAGGUCAAGGUCAUAGACAUGACGGGCCGCGAGCAGAAGGUGUACUACAGCUACAGCCAGAUCAGCCACAAGCACAACGUCCCCGACGACGGGCUGCCGCUGCAGUCGCCGCAGCCGCCACAGCCCGGCAAGGAGGCCAAGGCCCCGGGCUUCGCGCUGCCCGAGCUGGAGCACAACCUGCAGCUGCUCAUCGACCUCAAGGAGCAGGAGGUCAUCCAGAACGACCGGCAGCUGCAGUACGAGCGGGACAUGGUGGUGAACCUCUCCCACGGGCUGGAGAAGAUGUCGGAGGUCCUGGACCACGAGGAGCGGCUCAUCUCCAACCUCAGCAAGGUCCUGGAGAUGGUGGAGGAGUGCGAGCGGCGCAUGCAGCCCAACUGCAGCGACCCCCUCACCCUGGACGAGUGCGCCCGCGUCUUUGAGACCCUGCAGGACAAGUACUACGAGUACCGCAUGUCCGACCGCGUGGACCUCGCCGUGGCCAUCGUCUACCCACUCAUGAAGGAGUACUUCAAGGAGUGGGACCCCCUCAAAGACUGUACUUACGGCUCCGAGAUCAUCUCCAAGUGGAAGAGCCUCCUGGAGAAUGACCAGCUCCUGUCGCACGGCGGGCAGGACCUCUCGGCGGACGCCUUUCACAGGCUCAUUUGGGAAGUCUGGAUGCCUUUCGUUCGAAACAUUGUCACCCAGUGGCAACCAAGGAACUGUGACCCGAUGGUGGACUUUUUGGAUAGCUGGGUGCACAUUAUCCCCGUGUGGAUCCUAGAUAACAUCCUGGACCAGCUCAUCUUCCCCAAGCUGCAGAAGGAGGUGGAGAACUGGAACCCACUGACGGACACGGUCCCCAUCCACUCCUGGAUCCACCCGUGGCUGCCCCUCAUGCAGGCGCGCCUGGAGCCGCUCUACUCCCCCAUCCGCAGCAAGCUGUCCAGCGCCCUGCAGAAGUGGCACCCCAGCGACUCCUCGGCCAAGCUCAUCCUGCAGCCCUGGAAGGAGGUCUUCACACCCGGCUCCUGGGAAGCAUUCAUGGUCAAGAACAUAGUGCCCAAACUGGGGAUGUGUCUUGGGGAGCUGGUCAUCAACCCCCACCAGCAGCACAUGGAUGCCUUUUACUGGGUCAUCGACUGGGAAGGGAUGAUCUCCGUCUCCAGCCUCGUGGGCCUUCUGGAAAAGCACUUCUUCCCCAAGUGGCUUCAGGUGCUGUGCUCCUGGCUCAGUAACAGCCCCAAUUAUGAGGAGAUCACCAAGUGGUACCUGGGUUGGAAGUCUAUGUUCUCAGACCAAGUGCUGGCACACCCGUCCGUCAAGGACAAAUUUAACGAAGCACUUGACAUCAUGAACAGGGCCGUGUCCUCCAAUGUGGGUGAGUGGAUGUCCUGGCCCUGAGCCGCCCGUUUCUGAACACGUGAAUGACACAGAGCCAGAGCGCUCAGGACCUGUGGGCUGCCCAUGGUGCGGCUCCCCUCCGCUCCAGCAGACACUGACUCGCCCACUGGGGUCAGCUGCAUAAGUAGCUGGCACCUGCCGCCCAGCCCUCCUGUGACUGGGAGGGGCAUUUCUGCUGAAUGGUCCCACUGAAGCUGGACUCGCACUCUGUGGGGCUGCCCCAGGGCCCACCCCGAUAGCCACGGUGCUGUGGGGCUGUCAGGGUUCAUUGUGCGGCUGCUCGACCAGUGUGAGUGUGCCCCUCAAGUGUGACAGCUCACAGCGUGGAGGGGGUGGACAGUUUGAUGCUUCGUAGGUGCUUAGCCACUCUUAGCCCCAUUUUCUUUACCUGUAAGCAGCAAUAGUACCUACUUCUGGGUCCUCUUAAAAGACCCAGAGGGAUUAAGCAAGUUACUGUUUGUGUGCAUGUAGCACUCUCUAGGGGGUGUCUUUGUCGUGUCAGAAGUAGGCUGUGGAUUGUUCACUAAUAUCUGUGCCCAAAACCACUCAGUUCUAGGUACAUUACGGCCUAGAUCAGGGGUUUCGGGAGCCUGCUCAGCCAGUCCUGUGUUGCAGUGUGCUCACCUCUCACAGCAAGGGCCGCUGGCGGCCCUUGUCUAACCUUGUUUCACAGAUGAGCUCAACAAGGCCAGGAGCUCGUUCAAGGCCACAGAGCUGAGGAGCGGCGGCUGGGACUGUAUUUCUACUUCCUGAGCCUCUAACUCUCUGCUCAACCUAUUACAUGGACAC